CUGACGGUUCACAGGUCAGGAAGGAAGAUGGCGGCAGGAGGAGCGAGCAGCGGGCAGCGCUGAUUCAGAUGUAGCAGGUCGCUAUUCCUCCACGUCUGACCCCUGUCCUCUAGACUUGUCUGCCCGGGGACACCGCCGCUCAUGGCGCUGCUGCACGGCUUCUUAUGGCGACUCCUGCUGGUGCUGGUCCACGUCAACAGGGCGCUCGUCUCCUGGCUCCGUGUCCGCCUCCGGAGCUUGAAGGGCCGCCUGUGGGAGCGGAUGGUGGCCGCUCUGCUGCUGCCGGUGGCGCUGGCCGGGUUCCCGGACCACCGGAGGAAGUUCAAUCGCAACCCCGGUGCUAACGCUAACUCGGUGACCGGUAACUGCGCCGCCAGUCGCCGGUCGCGGUGUCUGUCCGACGGCCGCUCUCUGGAGAAGCUGCCGGUGCACAUUGGCCUGCUGGUGGCGGAAGAGGAGCCCAGCUACACGGACAUAUCCAACCUGGUGGUGUGGUGCAUGGCCGUCGGCAUUUCCUAUGUCAGCGUCUACGACAAUCACGGUAUUUUUCGAAAGAACAACUCCCAUCUGCUGGAGGAGAUAAUGAGGAAGCAGCAGGAUCUGCUGGGUGUUGAUGGAUCCAAGCAUAACGUGGAGUUCCUGAGCAACGGCAGUGACAAACACCAGCACCAUGUGGUGUCCUGCAGGCCGACAGUGAAGGUGUUGUCUCCAGACGAUGGGAAGCAGAGCAUCGUCCAGGCAGCACAGCAGCUGUGUCGCUCUGUGGAGAACAAAGAGAGGAGCUCCAGAGACAUCAGUGUCACCAUGUUGGACAUCAUGCUCAGAGAGUCCAAGAACGUUCCCGACCCUGAGCUGGUGGUGAAGUUCGGUCCGGUGGACAGCACCCUGGGCUUCCUCCCCUGGCACAUCAGGCUGACUGAAUUCAUCUCGCUGCCCUCCCACAGAAACGUGUCCUACGAGGACUUGUUUGGCGCCCUGCAGCGGUACGGCGCCUGUCAACAGCGGCUGGGCCAGUGACGCUCCUUCAGAUGGGAAGAGUGUGGAUCCAUCUCCCGGAUCUCUAACAGACUGACGCGGCUCACGUCUUCUAACAGUUACAUUUACAUGAGGAGCAGUGUAACAUGCUCUCCAGGCCAACAGAAAACAGACUGUCUGCACACAAACACUGUGCGUCUGUCCUCUCCCAGCCUCAGGCCCCAGCUGCUGUUUACUGCGGGAAACCUCCAAAAUGACUUUCCUUCACUCGGCAGACAACAAAGAAGAAACCCGGCUUUGUGCCCGUCCUCGUGAGGCAUUCUGGUAAAUGCAGCUCAACUGCUACCACCGAAUGAACUGAGCAGCAGAGGUCGAGCGUAGGGACAGAGAGUUAAUCAUUUGUAAAUAUGAGAAAAUCAUGUGGGCACUGUGUUUAACUCUGUGUUCAUGUGCAUUGUCGAUGUUUGUUGGACUGACCAAGCUCUGAAAUAAAGAGAAGCUCGUCUGUC
Molecule: messenger RNA, 1484 nt
Organism: Scophthalmus maximus (turbot)
Lineage: Eukaryota; Metazoa; Chordata; Actinopteri; Pleuronectiformes; Scophthalmidae
Gene: nus1
Product: NUS1 dehydrodolichyl diphosphate synthase subunit
Exons: 5
Coding region: 142-1017 (291 amino acids)
Cellular component (GO): dehydrodolichyl diphosphate synthase complex; endoplasmic reticulum membrane
Molecular function (GO): ditrans,polycis-polyprenyl diphosphate synthase [(2E,6E)-farnesyl diphosphate specific] activity
Source: RefSeq, a predicted model, not a curated record